AAAGGAAAUAUCUUUUAACUCAAAUAACAUAAAAAGGAUACAUAAUAAAAGGCAGCUCACAUGUCCAGCUCCUUCCAUUUUUUACGUGAACUUCUCACCAUAGCUUAGAGUCAAGGUCAUUCCUAAGUAUUUAGCGGAGUUAAAGUACGAUAUUCGUGCAACGUCUAUGAAAAUUGACACCGCUACGUGGUUAUAGCCGAGUCAACAACAGCGCGCCAGCCGUUUCUUCUUUUCGGAAUUUGGAUUUUGACGCCAAGUGCAGCCAACUAGUACUAUAAAAUUAAUCACUAAACAGUAGAAUUGUCAUUUGCUUCUAGUCUUAUUUAUAACAAAUGAUGUUAAGUAGUGAAAGUACACCGUCCAUUGCUAAACAAAAAACACAGCAAAGCAAUAACACCGCUAAUUUAAGUCCGAAGAAAAAUAUCAAAAGUUUGCAUGAAUUAUUUUUGGAAAUACUGGACGCAGUGCUAUCAUGCGUCAUAGUGGCACCUUGCGUAAUCGCCUAUUGGCGAGGAACUUGGGAGCUGAUGGGUGUUUUAUUAUUUCCACGAAGCAUGCCGCUAUCUGCGCUCAUGUCCUUUUUGAUUGGUCUUUCGGGUCACUUCAUCUUUACAAUCACGCAAUCUUGUUUUCGAAGAUACAUCAAUCCUGAUAAGCGCCGCCUUACCUAUUACGUAAUUUCGCGAAGCUAUACAGCUUUAUUUGGCAUCGUAUGUGUGAAUAUGUGGCGCGGUUCGUGGAUCUUAUGCGAUUGGCUCACCAGUGCGGACUCCUUAAUAAUUAUUGCCGCAGUAACGCUGGUGUCUUUGGUGUUUUUAAUUGCAACACGGACUGUUCGAAACCUGAGCGCCGCACCUUAUGCCAUUACAAUGGACCAUAAAAGUGAUUAUUUCGACGUUGACACUAUGUUUCAAAUACCGGGUUUCCACCAACCUGGUUUAUACGUUCUCGACACACUGUUUUCCGUUUUAGUCAUUGGAACAUUAGUUGUUAUUGUCUGGAGAGGAGUAUGGGGAAUAAUGGACAUAACAUUUUACCCGUUCGACCGGACAAAGUCAUCUUGGAGUUCUUUGAUUCUUGGCUACAUAAUCGUCGUCAUAACUUUCGCUAUUAAACCUAUUAUACGCUGCAUAUGCAAGAAAAUUGACGGAAUAUGUAAAUUAAUUAUUUGUGACAUGUUCUAUUUUUUAAUAUUUUUUGGAGCUGUAAAUGCAUGGCGAGGAAUAUGGAACCUGUUGGAUAUUUACGUAUAUCCAGACAAUAAAAUACUAAGCUAUUGGUUAACACAUCUUAUACCAUUCCUUGUACUUGCUGCCCUGAAAUGCUCAAAUUCCGUAUUAGUGCGUGGGGUUUUCAUUGAUGCGGAAGGUACACCCGAUGAAUGUGUAACUAUUCCAAUAAAUUAUGUUAAGCUACAUUUUGAAAGAGAACGCAAAAAGAAAUGUAUAUAUAUGUGCCAUCAGAUGGAUAUGAAGAAAAAGACGAAUAAGGAUGUCCAAAUCAGUUUACUCGAGAAGUCUGAGAAAGUAGUAAUUAAGAAGCAAGCUGGCAAAGAUGCAACACGUCAUGUAUAACCAAUAAACAUAGAUGCAUGUAUGAAAUAUUUUCCACAUGAGAAGUAGAUCCAACCGUGCAUAUAGAAGUAGAUCCAACCGUAAUACAUAUGCGAUUUACCAGAAAAAAGAGGAAAUUUUAAGGACCCAUUAAAAUUUUACCGAAUGUAAAAGUGCUUUUAGGUGUAUUAAUAACUUAUUUUUAAUGUCUAGUCUAGAUAAUCUGGAAUAACUUCUGCAACAUGGGUAAGAUCCAAAACUCACAAUGUAUCUAGUAGCUUGAUGAUCAAUACAUUUUGAUGAAGUAAUAUUAAAUUUACAAUAUCUAAUUAGUAGGUCUAAAUAAAUCCAAUUCAAGAACUGAAGCCGUAAUUGCGUAAACUGUCUUACAUGUUUACUUAAUUACACUAGUUUACAAUAAUUUUGAGAUGUUAGAAUCUGUAUCUAGCUAAAACUAUAAAUGAUAGUAAAAAUAUUUUAACACAUGGAAUUUAUUUUCUUGUAGUCAAGGGGUGUAGAGGUCAAACCACCACACUUUACUAAAAUGUAAAAAAGGUGUAAAAUUUGUAAUCAGAACACCUCAAAUACCCCACAGACCUCUUAGCACAUUAGUCGCAAAUUUUUCCUUCAGAUUACUUUGAGAAUGUGCAAUUAUAAAUUACACAUCAUUUAUAAAUUACAGUCAAGAAACAGAUCUUCGAUUUUGUGAUUUGGGUAAAUCUGGUGAAAAGGUGUAGAUUUUUGGAAGCGAUUGUUUUUUUAAUUAUUUGGUUUAAUAUUUUUGGUAGUGAUGGUUGAUAUUAAUUUGGAGUAAAUCAAAUACUGCGCUUGACAUGAAGAAUAUUACACCUACAGUCACAUAUUUGGGACGAUCAAUAAUAGAAAAUACGCAAAUGUUACAUCAGCAGCAAUGAAACCCUAAAAACUGCUCUUACUCGAGCUUCAGCCCGAUUCCUGACAUAUCUGAAAAUUUGGGGACUUCAUUGCCCCAACUGUACUAGUAGUGAUUAAUUUCCAAAGUGGACCAAUGAAAUAC
Molecule: messenger RNA, 2589 nt
Organism: Bactrocera tryoni
Lineage: Eukaryota; Metazoa; Arthropoda; Insecta; Diptera; Tephritidae
Gene: fusl
Exons: 6
Coding region: 333-1574 (413 amino acids)
Biological process (GO): neuromuscular synaptic transmission; clustering of voltage-gated calcium channels; neuron-neuron synaptic transmission
Cellular component (GO): presynaptic membrane
Source: RefSeq, a predicted model, not a curated record